AUGUCUGAACCCGAGUCUAUGCGAAAUAUGUUGGAGAGACCGAUCUCCCAACUAGAAGCUCUUGCGCAUGGACUAUUUACCAGUCUGGCUAGCGGAAACACGCCCGAGCCUCCGAUUGCAGAACUCGCGGCUUGUGAUGCGAACCUUGCUGAAGCACUGCAACUCGCCCGGAUACACCUCCUCAAACAGAAACAAAUCGAACAAUUGAUGGAUGAAAUCCAUGAGCUUGACCGCCAGCUAGUCGAUAUCGUCGAAACUCUCGCAACAGGUCAACGCGACCUACAAGCAAUCAUAGAAGAAGGAGAGGAACGAAUAGCAUCCGCGGACAAGGCAGAAAAAAUGGCAGUCGAGUAUCCGCUACUCAUUUCAUACGGAUCCAAGUUGGCCGACUUUACGGCUGCACCACCAAAUGCUCCAGCAGAUGACAAAGAGCCAGCGGCAUUGCCAUACGCAUUCCACCCUCCAUUCCCCGCGACCGAGAUCAUGCAACGAGGAAGACUGGGUCUCGAAGAGCCAAUAGGCCCAGUUGGAGAAACGCGCGUUAUUGGAGAUACCAAAGGUCUACCCUUCAUUCAAGCGCCUGCCCAAGCGAGACCACACCCAACAGCUCAAGCAGUGCAACAGCCUCGAAGACGGGCAGCACCCAACAUGGAUCUCUUUGACCUUGACCUUAAUCCUGACCUGUAA
Messenger RNA from Serendipita indica DSM 11827, 687 nucleotides. Lineage: Eukaryota; Fungi; Basidiomycota; Agaricomycetes; Sebacinales; Serendipitaceae. The record is from the annotation of a GenBank genome assembly.